AUGUAGUCGGAAAUUCCGGUCACAUGGCAUCGCUCACCUAGCCAAUCGCGGCAUACGGCGCCACACGUUCAAACUGACGCCCAAUUGUACUGGCUGCGGUGUUGACUGUACGAGGUAGCCGGGAUUGUGGAUUUACGGGGAGCGGGUGAGGCGGAGUGUGCCAAGAAAACCAUGGCAAGGGAAAGGUGUUUAAAAAAAUCCUUUCAGGAUAGCCUUGAAGAUAUAAAGGAGCGCAUGAAAGAAAAGAGAACCCAAAAACUAGCAAAGGUUACAUCAGUUAGUAAGGCAUUAUCUUCAAAAGUCAAGAUCAUCGCCAAUACUUCUAUAACUGUAAAGAGCUAUCAGGCCAAUAACCAAGCUUUGGCUCUGGCUGUAGAAGCUGAAAAGUUAAAGACCAGACAAGCUCAAGAUCUCAUCCUUCAUUUGAAAAGAGAGCAGCAGAGGAUGAUGUUUGAAAUCUUUCUUUUGAGAAGAAAGCUAAACCUUCAACAGGGAAGCACUCAAUCUGAGGCAAAGUUGGCAUCCUUGAAAGAAAUAAUUGCCAAAGUCACGCACAACUUGCUAGAGACUGCCAACCUUCUUGGCCCUGCACAUGCAUUGUGUUCAAGUGAUUGUUCAACGGGUGCUGCUCCUGCCAUGGAGGGACGUUCUGGUCAGACAAGUAGUGGCUUGGUGCAGACGUGUGUACCACCUCCAGAUGUAAAAAAUGUUAGGAGUGUGGACAGCUGCUCGAGCGCUGAGACAAGAAAUCCCAAAGAUGGUUCUUUGAAAACCUCCUCCAGUAAUGGGCCUGCAUCUAGAGGCAAGCGUGGAAGAAAAUCCAGCUUGAAUCUGUCAAGAACAGACGAUGAAAGCUCUGACACAGAGACUACAGACAAUUAUAACCAUUUUAAAAAUGUGUCUGUGAGACGCCGUGCUUCCAAUUUAGAUACAUGCGUAGAAGAGACCUCUAGGGGUAAUUUACUACUAAGAAAUUCUAUGAUUGAAGUUCCUGAAUCAGAACCCAUUGCCCCUGUGGAAGAUAACUUGAAUAAGAACAGCACUGAUCAAUGGAUGAGCCAAAGUCCCUCAAAAGAUGACAUUGUUCCAUUUACAAAGCUAUCCCAGAUAUCCAGUUCAACACCUGAGCCCAAACCAAAGAAAGUGUCCAAAGGCAAAAAUGAGUUGCGCUCAGGACGAGAGAGAGCUAAAAAAGGCAGAGCAGAGGGAGGAGGUACAGUCCAGCUGAAAAAGCCUUGGGAAAAGACAAAACCAAGGGCGAGAUCCAAGAGUAGAGAGAGGGGUGCCAGCAAGUCAGGAUCUUCUAAAGACACAAUGAACAGUUCUUUAAAUUCAGGUGACGCAUAUGACUUUGUCUUUGAGGAGAGCAUACAUGUUACUCCAUUCCGCCAAGGCAGACCAAGCAAAAAUCCAGACGAGAAUGAAGAGUCGGAGGAAAAGGGUAGCACCAGUGAGGAAGAACAAGAAUCGGAAGACGAUUUAUAUCUGCCUUCUAGGGAAAAGUUAAGACAACACAGCAUUGAGAAAAAUACAGCUUCACUUCCUUUAAGGCCCAGAUCUAAAAGAAGCAAAGUACAGCAGUCGGCUGAGAAGAAGGAAAAUAGAAGCAGUGAUCGCUUUAAAAAAGAUAUCGGUAACUCAAAGAAAAAUCGGAAAAUUAGUAUGAAUGGUCAAGGCGAGAAUCCUCAAACCCCAUUCAACAAAACCACAGAGCCAGAGGAAAGCAACAAAGCAAACUCCUUAAUAAAAUGUGGCAAUAAGGAUUUAGAAGUAGAACAUAGCAUGGACCUUAACAUGGAUCAAGAUCUUUUUUUCCCUGCGGACAAAAGUUUAAGUGAACCUGAAGGAGUAUUACCAGGUCAGCGGAGCAGCCUUGCUGAUCUUACGAAUUAUUCUUUGUGCUCAGGGAGAAAUGAAACAAAGAAACAUUCUUUUCCGUUUUCAAACGACAGUGGCCGGAAGCUGUCGGGAACCUCCAUGAGGAAAAGGCGGUGUACUGUAACGGUUAAUUAUGCAGAGCCAAGUCUCACCAAGAAACUCCGAAGAGGUGAUCCCUUUACGGAUACAAAAUUUUUAAGCUCCCCAAUUUUCAAGAACCGGAAAUCACUGACCAGACAAUCUCUAUCAAAAUACAACGAGGCCUUUGUUGGCUGCCGUAGAUGACGGCUAAUGACAUGAAAACGGACAAGUCAUCCCCCGUGUGUGUGUAUAUAUUACAAUUUUUUUUGUAAAUAUUUAAAUAUACUUUUUGUAAAUAUGUAAGUGUACAAUGUAUAUUUGUCUUGGCAUGCACUUCUAAAAAGGAACCAUGAGAAGGUUAAAAACUUGAAAGGGUUACAGAGGUUCCUAGGUAUCAUAGGGGCGUUAUCCAUGUGAUACUGGAUUCUUGUGGAUAUUUAGCGGAACUAAACCCACAGAUUUAAGUUCCCCAAAACCGCUGCAUUCAGGGUAUGUCUAUCAGUUAGUGUACUUGUGUUGGCUCUCAAUUUAACUGUCGAGCUAUCAAAUGGCUGGUGUCGUAACUGAAUACAUGUGUAGCACCAUGGCAAUGAAAACGGGCUAAGAUGGCCGUUUCCUUGGCUGUAAAGGAUAGGAGGGUUUAGUUCUACUUUUAUAGGUAUCUUGGUGUGGUCAUUGGCCUGUACUGCCACAGUUUCGCAGAAAAUAUAGUUUUCUUGAUUAAAAAACAUUUACCAACAA
Messenger RNA from Rana temporaria (common frog), 2700 nucleotides. It is a transcript of the gene SGO1, whose product is annotated as shugoshin 1. Gene Ontology annotation, biological process: meiotic chromosome segregation. Gene Ontology annotation, cellular component: nucleus; chromosome, centromeric region. The record is from RefSeq and is a predicted model, not a curated record. NCBI's taxonomy places the organism in Eukaryota, Metazoa, Chordata, Amphibia, Anura, Ranidae. Bases 172 to 2163 code for a protein of 663 amino acids. The transcript is spliced from 10 exons.